Mercenaria mercenaria is the source of this 3530-nucleotide messenger RNA. RefSeq names its product protein mono-ADP-ribosyltransferase PARP15-like. The transcript has 5 exons. Gene Ontology annotation, molecular function: transcription corepressor activity; NAD+ poly-ADP-ribosyltransferase activity. Gene Ontology annotation, biological process: negative regulation of gene expression. NCBI's taxonomy places the organism in Eukaryota, Metazoa, Mollusca, Bivalvia, Venerida, Veneridae. The record is from RefSeq and is a predicted model, not a curated record. Gene Ontology annotation, cellular component: nucleus; cytoplasm. The coding region runs from base 24 to 887 and encodes 287 amino acids.
GGUUAAUACGAGAUGCUGAACGGAUGGAAUUAAUGCAAAAUAUUGCACAAUGGUUCUACAUUGAAGUAACUAAUACUGGCCAAGAAGUGAAGCCGUACGACAGGGAUAUCAAUCUAGCAAUCGAAACUGCAUACAGACAGAAGAAGGAUAUAGUUACGUUUCUGAUUGAUGGACAGGACUACAUCCUUGAUUUCGAAAGCAUGGAAGAAUAUCCGGAGAAGAAUUUAGGAGAUAAAGUUAAAGUCAUUCGAAGAGACCUCGUUAAAGGUAUCGGUACCUUUGAGCCGCCACCUGAAUGGGAUGACAUGCAAGGUCGAAAUCUAAGAGUUGUUACUGUUAAACAAGGCACUCCGGAAUAUACUAGCAUUGAGACAAAGUUUAAAAAGUCUUUAGGAAACAAAUCGUUUACAGUACAAAAGAUUGAACGGAUUCAAAACAAAACACUCUGGGAACAAUAUCAGUCGAAAAAGAAACAAUUAGAAACACAGAACCCGAAGAAUACAAAAAAUGAAAGAGAGUUGUGGCAUGGUACGAGUGUCGAACCUGUUGAUAGCAUCAAUGCUCAUGGAUUUAAUCGCAGUUACUGCGGAAAAAAUGCGACCGUGUUUGGUGAUGGCGUGUACUUUGCUAUAAAUACCAGUUAUUCCUGCCAAGAUACAUACUCGCGACCUGAUAGCAACGGUAUAAAGAGGAUGUACCUGUGCCGAGUCUUGAGUGGGGAAUUUGCCAAAGGAGAAAAGGGAAUGAGAGUACCUCCACCAAAGCCAAGCGGAGGACCACAUGCGUUAUAUGAUUCUGUAACAAAUGAUGUAGACAACCCAAGCAUGUUCAUCAUAUUUCAUGACACACAAGCCUGUCCAGAGUACAUGCUUUAUUUCAAGGCAUAAAAUGAAACUUAUUCAAUAUAACUUAGAAAGUUGUACAUGCAGUUACUUAUUUCGGACUGAACGUAAUUGGCUCUAGUUUUGAAUAAUUCGAGGCAACGUUACAAAUAGUUUGAUUAAUGCAUGCAAAUAUAUGUGAAAAUGGUUUGUGUAGUGUUGUACUAAUACUAACUAUACGACUUUUUUAUUUUUAUUCUGACUUCUGUAUACGUAAUCUUUAAGAAAGACAAAAAAUGAUAUUUAUAUCUCCCGGCGAGUAAAACAGUCCGUAAAUCAGGAAAAAAACCUUUAAACGAAUGUGGUUAGAAUGUACACAAGGUUUAAGUAAGUUCCAUCAAAUCGUGUAAGUCAAGUUACACUAACUUAACAUACACGUUAAAAACUAUACUGAUAUGGAAAUAGUGGUACAAUAGAUUUUAAUUAAACUUUAAAUAGCAUUUCAAUGUUAUGUAAUUGUUUAAUCGGAACGUAAGAAUUUAUAGAAAACUUUUCCGACUAAAAUUAUACAUCGUUUUCUUCUUACGGCAAUGUUUUGAUUUCAAUUGAUUAUUAAGUAAUACUUUGUAGAGGGGGCAGUUAUUACGUAAGUAAACAACAGACCACAUAUAUCAAAUAUCCUAGUGUUUGCGGCGCAAUUAAUAAGACUAUUGACUUCUUAUGAUAACGCUGAAAAUCGAAAAAUACCCGCCCUCAUCCCGUAUGCGUGUUGCUUAUCGAAUAGUUAGAUUUACUUUAUCAAACUGAUUAUGCAAUAUCAUGUAUAAUAUGUCACUAUGAACUAUAUAAGCAUGACUGAAUGUAAGAUUAAUUGCCAUAAUUAUGUUGAACAUGUCUGUCAUAGGAAAUAGAUUUAACAAGACAUGUGGGUGUGCAUACUAUGAAUAAGAUAUUAAGUGUUUACACGACAAUUAUAUGACCCAGAAAAAGAUGCUCGCAACAUUACUUACUAUGUUGUUCGAGAUAUAAUAAAUGAUUACCAUUAAGGUUAUUUUCCAUAAAAAGUAAUUAUACAUAUAGAACAUGCAGUAAUGAAUGAAAUAUUGGAAGUUAGAAUUAUAAUUCAGAAUUAGGUCAUAGUAAACUAGAUAAAGAGACUGAAAUAUCACAAUUGUCACUAUAAUUCAGGUGUAACAAAUCAUGUAGCAGUGAGACAUGCAAUCUGACUAAAGUACUUGAUCUUCUAAACGAAGAUCUGAAAACGACCCAUUCGCAUCCGUCUUCUGUAUAUUUUGGAUUUCCAAUAUUGCUAUUUUUAUUUUCGCAAAUCUAUUUUUGUUUGAACCAAUCAGACAACUUGUUCGAAUGUCAAAGAGUAAGAAAAAUGUGCAGUUAAUCCAGGGCUCGAACCCGGGACCUCUCGCUUACAGAGCAAGUGCCCAGCCGACUGAGCUAACCGGCUAUCUGACAUUUUUCAACAUAAAAAAUGUUGAUAUCAAAAACCAAGGCUUUUUAAAGCUUGCAGAAUGUUGUAAGUUAGCUUUUGAUUGGCUAGCGGAAGGGUUGUCAGAACGAGGCCAUCAAUAGCUCGUUAUCAGAUCCUAUGCGUAGCGUGAUAGGAGAUGUACUUUAGUCAGAUUGAGAGACAUGGUACAUCUGGAUCUUUCAAACCAUUUUCAACUGAAUGAGUAGUCACUAAUUUCAGUGUAGGUUAUUGGUGGUGUGAUUGUUUUGUUACCAUUUUUGUUAACUCAUCCGCUUAGAUUUUUCCCUUUUCAUAGGGAUUUUGACAGCAAAAAAAACACAAGUCUUUGCUGAUAUUUUUGUAUGUUUCGUUGCUUUUCAUAAUAGGACGUUUUGUCAAUAUUAUUUGAUUUGUAAUUAAUUUUUCAUGAGCUUUUAUAAUAUGUUGCUAGCCGUAUAUCUAAUUUGAGGUACAGCCUGAACUAUAUUACAUAACAUAUUCAUACCAUUUUGUUGGUAACAUUAAAAUUAGACUAGCCACUAGACUGAUAAUAAAGAAUGUGCCAUAAAUUUCAACUUUUGUGAUUUUUCUUUUAUUUUAUGUAAAAGUGACAAAUGCCAGUCUUUUUUAGAGAUUUGCUCUGAGAACUGAUUGUAAUAACAUCGUAAGAUAUUGGACAUAGGACUGGCUACAUUCACAAUUGUGAAAAUGAAAAUUAGAAAAAAUAUCAUAGUCUAGGAGCUCGAGCUAGUCUACAUUAAAAUAUAUAUCAAUGUAAGCUUCGCUCAGUAUAAAACAUGACAUCCAUCCUAUACACUUGUUAUUGUAUUAACUCUGAAAUACAAAAUAAAGUUCACAAAUGAAACGUUUUUAGCGAUUAAAUUAUUAUCAAUAUUCACACGUCCCAAGCGAAUUGUUCAGUUUUGUUAUUGUGUUCUAAAACAAUUGUAAACAAUGUGUCGUUCAAUAACUGAAAGCAUAAAUCUUAAAAAAACAAACUCUUUUUACCGCCUACUUCCUUGUCACAGCUAUAGGAAUAUAUUAAGUAGUAUUAUGUAGAAAGACAAAUAAAUGUUUAGUAAGCAAGUGUUCACAGAUGACCUCUAAAGGUGUUUUAUAUUUUUCAUCCUUAAGUUAUAAAGCCUAUUUACUGAUCAACUGUAGCAACAAAUCUUAAACGUAUCACAAAACUUAUUAUUCUAGCAUGUAUGAGUGUUGUCAACUGUAUUCAAUAAAAAUAAAUU